AUUCACCCCGAAUUUGAUGAGUAACCAACCAACCCAACAUCUGUUGCUUAUGAAACUACAUUAACUAUUCAUGCAACAUCUAAAUUAUAUAAGAGAAAUAUGAAGGAAAGAAUGUGAAAACAAUCUCCAGCUUUGUCUCUCUCGCUUGUUCUUCGACCUCAAAAUGCACACAGCAUUUGCUCUGUCUCUUUCAAACCCAUUUCUCAAUCCACAGAAACUUCUAUAUGGAAAUUCUGACCCCAAACUUAACCCAUUUUUAAAAGUUACUUCUUUGAAACCACUCCAACCCAUCUGCUCUCAUGGCUCCUCAUGUAGACAAACCUCAUUUUUGGGUUCUUCUUGUCAGUUUUUCAAGACUGAACUCUCUAAUACUUCAUUUCUAUGUUCAAAUCCUGGAUUUCAUAGUUUAAAGCGAAGGGCUGCCUCAGUUCCUGGGAGCAGAAGUGAGAAUGAGACUGGUGAUUUGGUUCAAAUUACACAAUUAGGGGCUAUGCUUGGAAUUUGGUAUCUUUUGAACAUCUACUACAACAUUUUCAACAAACAGGUUCUUAAGGUGUAUCCAUUUCCAGCAACAGUUACUGCUUUUCAAUGUGGCUGCGGGAUGCUGAUGGUUAUCAUAAUGUGGUCACUAAAUCUUUACCAUAGACCAAGACUGACUCGUUCACAGCUCGCUGUAAUCCUGCCACUCGCUCUCAUGCACACAAUGGGAAACGUUCUGACUAAUAUUAGUUUGGGAAAAGUUGCUGUUUCAUUCACUCAUACCAUCAAAGCUAUGGAACCCUUCUUCACAGUUUUAUUUGCUGCUCUGUUUCUUGGUGAGAGGCCUUCUUUCUGGAUAAUAUCCUCCCUUGUCCCAAUAGUUGGUGGAGUGGCUUUGGCAUCAUUUACUGAGUCCUCUUUCAACUGGAUUGGUUUCUGCAGUGCUAUGGCUUCCAAUGUGACUAACCAAUCUCGAAAUGUACUUAGCAAAAAGUUCAUGGUUAACAAAGAGGAAACUUUGGACAACAUCAAUCUCUUCUCAGUACUAACCAUUAUUUCUUUCAUCCUGUUGGCUCCAACAGCUAUUUUCAUGGAAGGAAUCAAGUUUACUCCUUCAUACCUCCAGUCUGCUGCCAACCAUGGCUUGAAUGUCAAAGACCUAUGUAUAAGAUCUCUUCUCGCUGGCUUGUGCUUCCAUUCUUAUCAACAAGUCUCCUAUAUGAUUCUACAGAUGGUAAAUCCAGUUACUCAUGCUGUGGGAAAUAGUGUGAAGCGUGUAGUUGUGAUAGUCUCCUCAGUCAUAUUCUUCCAAACUCCUAUAUCGCCUAUAAACUCCCUUGGAACUGCAAUGGCUCUUGCUGGAGUGUUCCUGUAUUCAAGAGCGAGUCGGAUAAAGCCAAUGCCAAAGGCUUCUUGAAUUUUGUCACAACGGACAAAAAUGUUGUGUCUGUGUAUAUAUAUAAUUUUUAUUUUCAAUCGUCUAAAAGAAAUCUUAUCCUUUUAAUAAUCUAAAAUCAGCUAUUUAUUAGCCAAGUAGGAUUUCUCAAGGGCUUUGGAUUUUGAACCACUCUACUGCGAUUUUAACAAAUUGUUCGUCAAAA
This is a messenger RNA of Jatropha curcas, 1580 nucleotides long. Its product is annotated as phosphoenolpyruvate/phosphate translocator 2, chloroplastic. NCBI's taxonomy places the organism in Eukaryota, Viridiplantae, Streptophyta, Magnoliopsida, Malpighiales, Euphorbiaceae. Gene Ontology annotation, cellular component: membrane. The record is from RefSeq and is a predicted model, not a curated record. Gene Ontology annotation, molecular function: transmembrane transporter activity. Gene Ontology annotation, biological process: transmembrane transport.